ACCCCAAUAGAUAUCUUUUCCUUUUUUUGUAUUUUAGAAUAGCAAAGAGAAUUUGAUGAGCCGAGAAUAUAUAUUAUUAAAUUAAUUAAAAAAGAAAAGAAAAUAAUUAAUUGGAUGCCAUGUAACUAGUAGUACGUAUAGUACUAUUUAAUUGGGGGCUAUAUAACUCGCCCACGUUUGAUUUUCUCUUAGCUUAGCACACCUUAUUUAUAUAAAAACCGUUUCAUUCUUCAAAACAUCUCAAAGGGUCUCCGAGAAGCUAAUCAAAAUCAUAAAUUUCUUGGUGGACCUUAUUAGGGUAAAUAUUCAUCACCAAAAAUAGAAAAAAAAAAAGAAAAAAGAAAAGUAGACCAAAAAAAUAAGAACAUAUUAUUGUUUACAUGUGCUUAGUAACAACGGUGGCGCAUCAAAGGGGGUCAGGUGAGUUCAUCCGGUUCACGGCGCAGCGUGGCGGUGACGGCGGAGAUGAGGAACACGGCGGCGGCGGUGGUGGUGGAAGAAGAAGCAGAUCAUAUGAACAAGAAGUAGGUAACAAGAAAGAAGAUGAGGUGGAAAGAAUAACAAUGCAAGGUUCAAUGGAAUUGAGUGAGAUCAUGCUUUCGGCGCUGACAAAUAAUGUUGUGUCAUCAGGUUCUUCUUCUUCUCAAUCUCAUCAAAGCGGCACCGACUGGUUUGCUUCUGCUUCUCAGCAUCAUCCUAUGAUGACGUCAGAUUUUGGACACGUGUCUUCUUUGUCUUGUUUUACUUCUUCAUCUUCUUCUUCUGCUUCUGCUUCCUCUUCAUGGGUUGGCCAAAAGAGAGGGCGUGAAGAACAACACCACAUGAUUGGUGCUUCAUCUUCAUCUUCUUCUUCCUCUUCUCAAUCUUAUCAAUAUCAACAUCAACAUCAUCAGAAUUUGGUUCAACAUCCUGUUCCUAGAUUCUUUGGAACCAAUCUUGGUGACUUCAAGGUGCUACCUUCUCAUCAACCAGAAUCAUCUUCAUCAGCAGUGACAGAAGAAGCUUCCUCCAUCACCACGGCGGCCACGGCAGCCACGGCAGCCACCGUAACCACCAUGACACCGGCAACGCCGUCGAGCGAAGCCGCAUCAUAUGAAGAAACAGGGGAGAGAAGGAGAAGGUACAGAGGAGUUAGGCAAAGGCCAUGGGGAAAAUGGGCAGCGGAGAUUCGAGAUCCACACAAGGCGGCAAGAGUGUGGCUCGGAACAUUCGACACGGCGGAAGCCGCCGCAAGAGCCUACGACGAAGCCGCAUUGAGAUUCAGAGGAAACAGAGCAAAACUCAAUUUUCCAGAGAAUGUAAGAGCAGUGCCACGCCCAAUUCAACCACCUUUCUCUGCCGCCGCCGCCACAACCACCGCCACCACACAUUUCCGCCACCCUCCGCCGCAGAUGUACCAUCCAGAACCACCACCACCACCACCAUUGGUUCAACAACAGCAGCCACAGUUUCAGGGAAACAAUGAGAUCAGAGACUAUUUGGAAUAUUCUCUGCUUCUUCAGAGUUCUGGUGAUUUUCAACAACAUCAACAACAACAAAUUAAUCAACAACCUUCGAAUUUGUUACAACAGUUGUACUAUAAUUCACAAUUGGCGGCGCUUCAAUCUUCUUCAUCAUCAUCUUCUUCUUCUUCAGUUGUGCCACCAGCUUCGGUGUUUUCAGCUUCUGCUCAACCGUCCUCUGCUUCACUUCCCCUGUUUCCUAGUCAGCAAAUGGUGUUUUUCCGGCCACCGGGAAACCAACCUCACGGCGGCGGAGACGGUGCCGGCGGGUUAAACUUUCUCCCUUCAACUUGGUCAGAUACCAGUGGCUAUCCACCACCACCUGGUUGAUAUAGAAUCUCUUGUUACUCUGUCUUUUUUUUUUUUAAUUUUUAAUUUUAAACUUUGUUUAUUAAAAUAUAUAACUUUGUAUUUGUUUUCCUUUUUCCUUUUUCUUUUCUUAUUUUUGAGAAAAAAAAUUGACCAUAAAUUCCUUGAACAAUUGCUUUUAGGUUUAGAGUUUUUUUUUUUAAUUUUUAAUUUAUUGAAAAAAAUAUGAGAUGGGAUUAUUAUAAGGUUAUUAAGAGUUUUUUUUUUAAUUUUAUUUUCUUAAUAUAUUUGUUGUUUGCCACCUUUUACAAAUUAGGUUGGAGAUAGAGAUAUGAUUUGUAUAUUAAAUAAUAUAGAAAACAAUAAAUAAAUAUAGAAGUUAAAAAAUAAAAAUAAGAAGUAUAAAAAAAAAAGAAUUUCUUAUUGUUAAAGUACUUGGGUAUUUGUAUUUGUCUGAUAAAGAGUUUGAAGGAAAAGACAAAGCAGCACUUGGGUUCAAAGGUGUUAAUUUGAUUCUGUGUAUUGUAUAAGAUGGAUAUGAAUAUAUGAUGUUAACAUUUUUUUUUCUCAA
Arachis stenosperma is the source of this 2382-nucleotide messenger RNA. RefSeq names its product ethylene-responsive transcription factor ABR1-like. Gene Ontology annotation, biological process: regulation of DNA-templated transcription; ethylene-activated signaling pathway. NCBI's taxonomy places the organism in Eukaryota, Viridiplantae, Streptophyta, Magnoliopsida, Fabales, Fabaceae. The transcript is spliced from 2 exons. The record is from RefSeq and is a predicted model, not a curated record. Gene Ontology annotation, molecular function: DNA-binding transcription factor activity; DNA binding. Bases 381 to 1832 code for a protein of 483 amino acids.